AUGCACUCUCGUACACCGUCUCUAAACCUCGCUGCUUUGCCCGACGAUCUUUUAUUUGAGGUGACAUCAUGCCUAUCCUCUAGAACGGAUAUUCUCAACUUGGCGCUCUCAAGCAAAUACCUAUUCACUAGCACAUGUUCUGCAUUGUAUGCCCAAGUGCACCUUGGGACCGCAGAACAAUGCCAGCGAACUCUGUCGAUGCUUCGUUCUCGCCCGGAUGUUGCCCGUCAUAUCCAGAAACUUCACGUUCGAUUUUCCUCUGCCUCCUCCGACUACAUGGUCGAUGUCAAUGGAAUUACAAUAUCAGCACUGCUGAGGGAACUCGCACCGAAACUGGACGCACUCCAUACUUUCAUCUGGGACGCGGAUGAGAUCCCGCAAUGCGAUGAUAUGUGGUUCGCCCUACGAAUGUCGUGCCCACGGCUGCGCACACUUGGCACAUGUUACGGAUCUGUGAUACCAAGCCAACGAAGCCAUUUGCUGGAAUUCAAGAACCUCCGCGGGUUCUCGUUGAGCCUGAAAUAUGGAUACUACGCUCAUCAUACCGAUGACUUUCAAGAUGCUGUUCCUUUUGAUGUUCGCCUUUGGGAUAUGCUGAUCCGGCGUUCCCCAAACCUCGAGGAGCUGCAUGUCUUAGGUGGGCCAUUGAUCCUAGACGGAACAGUGCAUCCACUCUGCAACGCACGCUGGCCUCUUCUACAUUCCCUAUCUCUAGGGGACGUCAUGUUAGAUUGGUCUUCAGGACCAGGACCCAUGUCUUCCAAGCGCCCUUUCAUAGCUUUUUUGGAGGCUCAUCAGCGUCUGCGAUCUCUUCGUAUAUCCCGCACUGCACUAAGUCCUCAUGUCGUCCCUUCACUCGAUCAAUCCGCAUUACCACUUCUUACUCAUUUUACUGGUUCGUUGGAGCACCUUCAAGCCCUGGCCCCUUCCCAUCCACAAAUCACACACUUGACGAUUGAGGAGCCGCUAAUCAUCCGUGAUCUCGCACCUCUUUUAAUUGCAGGGGUAUUGCAGAGCCUGCGCUGCCUCACUGAACUUCGCGUUGCCUUCGUUUUUCACUCUUCAUAUGAAAGUGCAAACUUGAUUAGAAACCUUGUAAGCACUUGCCCCGGACUGACCACGUUGGAGAUAACGUGCGCAAGAAGGUCGUCCUUUAAAGUUGUAUGUUCUUUCUUGAUUGCCGCCUGCAUACUAAGGUCUUUAAUAAUGAUCUCUCAGGACACACUAGCCAAAUCCGUUAGCUACCUUCCUCGGCUGCGUCACCUACGGUUGACGCUAGUUCCGGUAGCCACAGGGGACUCGUUGCGUGUUUGCGCGCUCCAUGUCAUACAAGCGAUCCCGCGCUUACACUCAUUUGCACUAACGUUCAUUUCCGCCUCACUUCCUCUAUCCCUUACCCCCGUCGAUUUUGGCAUGUAUGAGGAGAGUGGGAACUACGUUGUUCGUGCCGACGAGCAUGGGCUCCCUCAUUCUCUGAGCUGCACUGAGCGAAGGCCUGCGCUACGCCUGCCCUUUACACUUCCAAUCAUUCCAAUCCCACUAGCAGUGCCGCUACUGACCAUCUCUCCUUUCACAUCCCCCUCACCAAGGGAGAGGAAAAUGAGAACCCAACGAUUCUUGCUGAACCUAUAUCCAAUCACUCCCAGGCAUGGCGGUUUAGGUCUUAUUCUGGAGCGUAGUACAGCAGGGGAUGAGGCGAGGGUGCUUACUGUUCUUGUGGCGCUAAGCGGGCUUGCGCUGUGGGGUUUCUUUGCAUAG
Molecule: messenger RNA, 1758 nt
Organism: Suillus bovinus
Lineage: Eukaryota; Fungi; Basidiomycota; Agaricomycetes; Boletales; Suillaceae
Exons: 5
Coding region: 1-1758 (585 amino acids)
Source: RefSeq, a predicted model, not a curated record